This is a messenger RNA of Oncorhynchus keta (chum salmon), 1717 nucleotides long. RefSeq lists its product as uncharacterized. Bases 188 to 1717 code for a protein of 509 amino acids. Gene Ontology annotation, biological process: mRNA splicing, via spliceosome. NCBI's taxonomy places the organism in Eukaryota, Metazoa, Chordata, Actinopteri, Salmoniformes, Salmonidae. The record is from RefSeq and is a predicted model, not a curated record. Gene Ontology annotation, molecular function: protein binding; U6 snRNA binding; U4 snRNA binding. Gene Ontology annotation, cellular component: U4/U6 x U5 tri-snRNP complex. The transcript is spliced from 7 exons.
CAUGAAACAUAUUGUACGAAAGGCCACACGCUUUGCAUCGCAAGUCAUAACAUUUCAGUGUCAUCCAACUUCAAUUCCAGACGGGUGGGCUUUCUGCGCACCAUAUUAUAUCCACCAAUGUUGGCUGUGAAGCAGAUGUGCCCAAGGCUGACCGUAUCAUUCAUUGUGGUGAACAGUGGGACCAGAGAUGUCUGACGAGGAUGAAGCUCCGCUGGUGAAGAAGACCAGCAUUUUCUAUGGCAGUCUGGAGGAGAGGGAGCGGCUGGGACGAGUGUCCUCUGGGUCCCUUGAGCUUGCGGAACACGUGAGUGAGCUUCAGUCUGAGAACCUGAAUAACUACUGCAGUCAAAUCGGUGACGACAGGCCUAAAUCCUUCUGCCAAUUUAGCCCGAACUCCAAAAUGUUUGUGACUGCCGCUUGGAGUGGCCUGUGUAAACUGUGGAAUGUUCGACUGCACCCUUAUCUGUACUCUUCGGGGCCACAACACCUACGUGGGGGCCAUCUGUUUCCAUCCUCAGGCCACAACACCUACGUGGGGGCCAUCUGUUUCCAUCCUCAGGCCACAACACCUACGUGGGGGCCAUCUGUUUCCAUCCUCAGGCCACAACACCUACGUGGGGGCCAUCUGUUUCCAUCCUCAGGCCACAACACCUACGUGGGGGCCAUCUGUUUCCAUCCUCAGGCCACAACACCUACGUGGGGGCCAUCUGUUUCCAUCCUCAGGCCACAACACCUACGUGGGGGCCAUCUGUUUCCAUCCUCAGGCCACAACACCUACGUGGGGGCCAUCUGUUUCCAUCCUCAGGCCACAACACCUACGUGGGGGCCAUCUGUUUCCAUCCUCAGGCCACAACACCUACGUGGGGGCCAUCUGUUUCCAUCCUCAGGCCACAACACCUACGUGGGGGCCAUCUGUUUCCAUCCUCAGGCCACAACACCUACGUGGGGGCCAUCUGUUUCCAUCCUCAGGCCACAACACCUACGUGGGGGCCAUCUGUUUCCAUCCUCAGGCCACAACACCUACGUGGGGGCCAUCUGUUUCCAUCCUCAGGCCACAACACCUACGUGGGGGCCAUCUGUUUCCAUCCUCAGGCCACAACACCUACGUGGGGGCCAUCUGUUUCCAUCCUCAGGCCACAACACCUACGUGGGGGCCAUCUGUUUCCAUCCUCAGGCCACAACACCUACGUGGGGGCCAUCUGUUUCCAUCCUCAGGCCACAACACCUACGUGGGGGCCAUCUGUUUCCAUCCUCAGGCCACAACACCUACGUGGGGGCCAUCUGUUUCCAUCCUCAGGCCACAACACCUACGUGGGGGCCAUCUGUUUCCAUCCUCAGGCCACAACACCUACGUGGGGGCCAUCUGUUUCCAUCCUCAGGCCACAACACCUACGUGGGGGCCAUCUGUUUCCAUCCUCAGGCCACAACACCUACGUGGGGGCCAUCUGUUUCCAUCCUCAGGCCACAACACCUACGUGGGGGCCAUCUGUUUCCAUCCUCAGGCCACAACACCUACGUGGGGGCCAUCUGUUUCCAUCCUCAGGCCACAACACCUACGUGGGGGCCAUCUGUUUCCAUCCUCAGGCCACAACACCUACGUGGGGGCCAUCUGUUUCCAUCCUCAGGCAACAACACCUACGUGGGGGCCAUCUGUUUCCAUCCUCAGGCCACAACACCUACGUGGGGGCCAUCUGUUUCCAUCCUCAGGCCACUCUGA